GCUGAACAUAGCCACACAUCAAUGGGAUGAGGCCCUGGGAAUCGGGACCUGGAUCGAUGGAAGCUCGAGUUGCCUCCCCCGUCUCCUCCGACCACGGACACGGCCUCCUACCGUCCCCGCGCCCGCGCGUGGCCAACGCCUGUGACGUCUGCAAACGCCGCAAGGUCAAGUGCAACGGCGCCACGCCAUGCGGUUACUGUGUGAGCCGGAAACAUCCUUCGUUGUGCCUUUAUUCGCCUCCGAGACAACGGAGGGCGAGGGUGAGGGCGAGCAGGUUGACGGGGGUACAGGAGGGAGGGGAACAGGGAGGACAGGAAGGAUAUCAAGAGCCAUAUGAAGCAGAUGGAGAUGGAGGUGGUGCGCAUUCGGCGGUAUCACCACAGCCAUCAUGCUCAUCUCGGGGAGGUCAUGCUGUUGUUCAUCCAGCACCAGCGGCCUCCACUUCACAAGCCCGGGCCUCGAGCAGAAGCAGCAACAGCAACAGCAGCAAAGAGACGCCGCCGGUCGUGACAAAAGAGUCGGAAAUUCCAAGCCGGAGAUCUCUGCCAGGGGAAGUCACUGGAGGCAGCGUAGUAGGCAACGUAGGGCGGUCACAGCCACAGUCACAGUCACAGUCACGGCAGGGGCAGCAUCAAGAGACUCAGCCCGAACAGGAAGGACAGCAAAAAGAACAAGAGCAACCACCACGGGAACCUGGUCCAGGGACAGAAGCCCACAACGAAGAAACCGAAGUCCCCCGCGAAGGCCGUCUCCUCGUCGACCCUCAGGGGAAACUCAUCUUCAUCGGCGACUGCGCCCCGCUCUCCUUCUUCCGCACCGUCCAGAGACUGAUCACGUCGCGCAUUGAUCCCGAUGCCUUUGCGCCUGAGAAUAGCGGGUACUCGGCUUUGGAGAACAACAACGCUGCGUAUUACCCUAAGGCAUCUGGUGCUGCUGCUGCUGCUGGUGUUUUUCCUGGUGGUGGUGGAUAUGGUGGCGGUGGUGGGCGUGGAUAUGGUGGUGAUGGUGGGCGUGGACCUCCUCUCGUCCAAACCUCCAUCAUUGAAUCGGCUGUUACGGCGUACUUUCAAAGCACGGCCGGGCUCAUUGAUAUCUUUGAUGAUCAGGCGCAACAGCCGAGGCAGUUGAUUGAGGAUAUUACUUCUUGGGCGGUGCAACUUGGUCGGUCAAGGCCGUUCAUGGAAACUGGAGGCGUACCACCAGGAGGAGACGCCACUUCGGCCGUCUUCUACCUCGUCCUCGCCAUUGGGCUGCUUUUCCAAAAGACCAUCACCAACAAAUCAUCUUCUUCCCCCCGGUCCGAACCGUCAGGAGUGCCGGAAUCCUCCUUCCCCGAAUCCGAAAGCAUCGCCCAAGCCUACUUCGAUCAUGCCCGCGACCUUGCCUUCGCCAACCUAAGCGGCAACCUCGGCCUAGCCUCGGUGCAGUCCUUCCUGCUCAUCACGCUCUACAUGCUAGGGGCGUGCCAGAUUAACGGCGCAUUCAUCUUCUUUGGCAUCGCCGCGCGCUCGGCCUUCAGCAUCGGAAUUCAUCGCACCGAGGUUAAUGCACGCUUCAAUCCCGAGAUUCACCGCCAGCGCGACCGGCUGUGGAAGAGCCUGCGCGUGGUGGACCUGUUCCUUAGCACGUCCAUGGGCCGACCACCCGCGACCAGCGACGUUGACUGCACGGUGCUGUACCACGCCGUGGACGGCGAAGGGAGGGAGCAGACGGAUCCGGAUUUCAGUGGGGACUAUCUGCUGAACGGGUCGGCGCAGAUCUUUUUGAUCAUUGAGGGGAUCGUGUUGGAGGUGUACUCGAGGCGAAAAAUCUCGCCGCAGCUGACGGAGGGUAUCUCGAGGGAGCUGAGGGAGUGGUCGGCUAGGUGGUUGCAAAGGCUGAAGCGGGUGAUUGAUGAGGAGCGACCACGGCCAAGCCCGAGACAGACGCCGCUACUGACGACGGUAGCGGGAUCAGAGGCAAUGGUUGUUAAUGGAGCUUGUCAGGUGCUUGCCUCGUAUUAUUAUGCAGUGAUCCUGGUGUCGAGGCCGUUCCUCAUGGUUGAACUGAGGCGAAGGCUGGCCGAGGGGUAUCCGGCGGAAGCAUCCACAGCAAGAGAUGGGCUGGUGACAUCGGGCAAAUCCAAACUUGCGGAUGCUUGCAUUGAUGCUGCUAGUUUGAUGGUUGAUCCGAUCCAGGAUCUGAUUGAAAGAGGUUUGAUGGCUCGGCGGGCGCCCGUGAUUGUGUCAUGGCUCUUUGCCUCUUCGCUUGUCUUGGGCCUAGGCCUUCUGGGAGGCUUUGGUCGUAUCAUCGAAAAGUACUGCCGUGCCUCCAUCGCAGCGCUGGAGUACUUUGCCGAAGCCGAUGCUCACGCCGUGCAGUACUCACUUAUCGCCAAGUCUCUGCUCAACACGGCCUUGGUCUAUUUAGAAAAGAGGGAGAUGCAAGACCGACUUCGAAGAACGGAGAGCUCUUCUCAACUAUUUGGUCUUAUACCUCGUCGAAACUCCAGGGACAACACUACAGAUGACAACCACAACAACAACAACAACAUCACCAACGGCCACGAAAAUCUCAGAGACACCUCCCCCACUUCCCAUCCACAUCAAUACGACCAACAAUCCCACUACCAACGAAGCAUCCAGCACACAAACCCCUCAGUAGGAGGACAAUUCGGUGGUAUACCUGGAAGUCUUCGCGGCGAUGGUAGUACUCACAGACACCAACAACAACCACCACCACCCAAACCUUCAUCAUAUCACAUUGGAACACACCACAACUCACACAAUCAUCACAAUUACCUCCUCCACCACCACCAUCAUCAUCCCCAUGCCCAUGCCCAUGCCCAUGCCCAUACACACACACCAUCAUCCACCGUCUUCUCCCCCGUCGUCAGCCGCUUCAACAGCAACCACAACAACAUGAAUCACCACUUUGACUUUUUCGGCGGACACGAGUCAACAUCAACAACAGCAACCACUUUUCUCGGCCUGACCGAGUCCCUUCCUCGCACGCCCGAGUUCUCCAUCAUGGGCGGCUCGCUGGACUCGGAUGCGGAUCAGACGUUUGGAGCGCUCAAUCUGUUUCCGUUGUUGGAGACGGAUGGGCAUAUAGAUUUGGCUAAUUACUUUUGA
This is a messenger RNA of Neurospora crassa OR74A, 3113 nucleotides long. RefSeq names its product TAH-2 (gene tah-2). The record is from RefSeq and is a predicted model, not a curated record. Gene Ontology annotation, molecular function: DNA-binding transcription factor activity, RNA polymerase II-specific; zinc ion binding; RNA polymerase II cis-regulatory region sequence-specific DNA binding. Bases 27 to 3113 code for a protein of 1028 amino acids. Gene Ontology annotation, biological process: positive regulation of transcription from RNA polymerase II promoter by galactose; DNA-templated transcription. The transcript is spliced from 2 exons. Gene Ontology annotation, cellular component: nucleus. NCBI's taxonomy places the organism in Eukaryota, Fungi, Ascomycota, Sordariomycetes, Sordariales, Sordariaceae.